Messenger RNA from Choloepus didactylus (southern two-toed sloth), 2832 nucleotides. Its product is annotated as bromodomain testis-specific protein-like. Lineage: Eukaryota; Metazoa; Chordata; Mammalia; Pilosa; Megalonychidae. Gene Ontology annotation, biological process: chromatin remodeling; positive regulation of transcription elongation by RNA polymerase II. Gene Ontology annotation, cellular component: chromatin; nucleus. The record is from RefSeq and is a predicted model, not a curated record.
UUGAAGCAGUUAAGAAUGUCUCUGCCAAAUCAACAAACAGCUAUUUUUAAUCCGCCUCCACCAGAGUAUAUAAAUACUAAGAAAAAUGGAUGUUUGACAAAUCAACUGCAGUAUCUACAAAAAGUUGUCCUGAAGGCAUUAUGGAAGCAUAGUUUUUCUUGGCCGUUUCAGCAGCCUGUGGAUGCCCUGAAAUUAAAGUUGCCUAAUUUCUUCUUCAAAGCUAUAGAUUAUUAUGCUAUUGUUAAAAACCCAAUGGAUUUAAAUACAAUUAAGAAGCGCUUGGAGUAUAAAUAUUAUGUGAAAGCUUCAGAAUGUAUAGAAGACUUCAAUACAAUGUUCUCAAAUUGUUAUUUGUCCAACAAGCCAGGAGAUGACAUUGUUCUUAUGGCACAAGCUUUAGAGAAGUUGUUUGUGCAAAAAUUAUCUCAGAUGCCACAGGAAGAACAAGUUGUGGGUGGUAAGGAAAGAAUAAAAAAAGGCACUCAACAGAAUGUAGUAGUUUCUUCUGUUAAAGAAAAACCAUCUCCCAAAGCACCAGAAAAAGGAUUUAAGCAGCAAGCAAUUCCUUCUGUAUUUCCUGAGACGUCUGUUUCUCCCUUAAAUGUAACACAAAGCACUCCACUCAUCUCUACCUCACAAACAGUGGCCCAAGUUACAAGGGGUGUAAAGAGGAAAGCAGAUACAACUACUCCUACAACUUCAGUAGUUAAAGCAAGUAGUGAAUCUUCCCCAGCACUUACAGAAAAAAAAUCAGUGAAAAUGCCACCUAUAAAAGAAAGUGUGCUAAAGAAUGUUUUGCCAGAUUCUCAGCAACGAUAUGAAGUUCUAAAGAGUGUUAAAGUAACUGAACAAUUAAAGCAUUGUAGUGAGAUUCUUAAAGAGAUGCUUGCAAAGAAACACUUGUCAUAUGCAUGGCCCUUUUACAACCCUGCUGAUAUUAAUGCCUUGGGACUUCAUAAAUGUUGUGAUAUUGUCAAAAAUCCCAUGGAUCUUGGAAUUAUUAAGCAAAAAAAAAAAAUGGAUAACCAAGAAUAUAAGGAUGCAUAUGAAUUUGCUGUAGACGUUAGAUUAAUGUUCAUGAAUUGCUACAAAUACAAUCCUCCAGGUCAUGAAAUAGUGACAAUGGCGAGAAUGCUCCAGGAUGUUUUUGAAAUUCAUUUUGCAAAGAUCCCAGAUGAACCUGUUGAGAGUAUGCCUGUAUAUUACAUCAAAACAGAUACCACAAAAACCCCUGGUAGAGAAAGCGGUAGUGAAGCUUCUUCUGAAGAUAACUCUUCUGAUGAUUCUGAAGAUGAACGAGUUCAGCAUCUUGCAAAGCUUCAGGAGCAGCUUAAAGCUGUUCAUCAACAGCUACAUGUUCUGUCCCAAGUACCUUCCCGUAAGCUAAAGAAAAAGAAUGAGAAGUCUAAAAAGGAAAAGAAAAAUGAAAAAUUAAAUAACAGAGAUGACAAUCCAAGGAAAAAGUUUAAGCAAGUGAAAUUAAAGGAAAAAUCCAAGGACAAUCAACCAAAGAAGAAGAAACAAGUCUUUGCUCUGAAAUCUGAAGAUGAAGAUAAUGCUAAACCUGUGAACUAUGAUGAGAAAAGGCAGUUAAGUUUGGAUAUAAACAAACUCCCUGGAGACAAACUUGGGCGAGUAGUUCAUAUAAUACAGUCAAGAGAGCCUUCACUGAGAAAUUCCAAUCCUGAUGAGAUAGAGAUAGAUUUUGAAACACUGAAAGCAUCUACACUAAAAGAACUAGAAAAAUACGUUGCAGCAUGUCUAAGAAAAAGACCACCAAAACCUCAUGCUAAGAAAAUAAUGAAGGCCAAAGAAGAGCUUCAUUCACAGAAAAAACAAGAAUUGGAGAAGCGGUUACAGGAUGUCAAUAAUCAAUUAAACUUGAGAAAACGUCAAACAAAAUCUAAGAAAACAGAAUCCACCAAAGCAGUUGGAGGUGGUUCCUGAUUAAGUGAAAGCAGUAGCAGCAGCAGCAGCAGCAGUAGCAGCAGCAGCAGCAGCUCAUCAGAGUCUGAAAGUAGCAGUGAUUCAAGUUCUUCAGACAGCAGUGAUUCUGAAUCAGAAAUGUUUACUAAAUUUACUGGAGUAAAACAGAAUGAUUCUCCUUCUGGAGAGAAAGUAAAGAUACAGUCCUCUGUGCAAGAUGCAACGUCUAUGAAAACUACUCUUAUUCAUCAAACCACACAUUCAUAUGGAACACCAAAUCACCACCAGUUAGUGUUUAAUCAUCAAGAAUUAGAACAUUUACAGAGUGCCAAAAACAUUUCACCUUUACAAAUUCUGCCUCCCUCAGGUGAUUCUGAGCAACACUUGAAUGGCCUAACUGGGAUGCAUCAGUCUGGUGAAACUGACACAAAAGUGUUAGAAUCUGAAUGUCAAGGUCCUGUGCAGAAGGAUAUAAAAAUCAAGAAUGCAGACUCUUGGAAAAGUUUAGGCAAACCAGUCAAAACAUCAGGUAUACUGAAAUCCUCAGAUGAGCUCUUCAACCAAUUUAGAAAAGCAGCGAUUGAAGAAGAAGUACAAGCACAAACACAGGAUCUAAUUUGAAAACAUCUGGAACAAAAUACAAAGGAGCUGAAAGUAUCCCAAGAAAAUCAGAGGGACCUUAGUAACGACUUUGCUCUAGAAUCUUUUUCAAGUGAAAUGCAAAACAAGUGCCUUGGAGAAGAGCAGAAAGAAAGUCAGCAGUCUUUGGAAGCUCAAGAUAACUGCAAACUCUGGCUUCUCAAAGAACAUUUAGCAAGAGAGAGAGAACAAGAGCGAGGAGGAGAGAAAGCAAUGGCUGGUACCAUUGAUAUGACUCUCCAAAGUGACAUUAUGACAAUGUUUUGA